This is a messenger RNA of Tinamus guttatus (white-throated tinamou), 1478 nucleotides long. Lineage: Eukaryota; Metazoa; Chordata; Aves; Tinamiformes; Tinamidae. The record is from RefSeq and is a predicted model, not a curated record.
AUGGUGUCAGGAACAGAAUUUGAGCUCUUAAAUAGUUUUCUCCUCUGCCUUCAACAGAACAACAAGCAAGUUGACACCUUCGAGUGCCACGGCCCUAGGGCAGUGAGCUGCCUGGCCACGGCGCAGGAGGGAGCGCGCAAGCUGCUGGUGGUGGGCUCCUACGACUGCACCAUCAGCGUGCGCGACGCGCGCAACGGGCUGCUGCUCCGCACGCUCGAGGGCCACAGCAAGACCAUACUCUGCAUGAAGGUUGUGAAUGACCUGGUAUUCAGUGGCUCCAGCGAUCAAUCUGUCCAUGCUCACAACAUUCACACAGGAGAGCUGGUGCGCAUCUAUAAAGGCCAUAACCACGCGGUAACAGUUGUGAACAUUCUGGGGAAGGUGAUGGUCACCGCUUGCCUGGAUAAAUUUGUUCGUGUUUAUGAACUACAGUCACACGACCGCUUGCAAGUCUACGGAGGCCACACGGACAUGAUCAUGUGCAUGACCAUCCAUAAGAGCAUGAUCUAUACUGGAUGCUACGAUGGUAGUGUCAGAGCUGUGAGGCUUAAUCUGAUGCAGAAUUAUCGUUGCUGGUGGCAUGGAUGUUCGCUGAUUUUCGGAGUUGUGGACCAUCUGAAACAACACCUGCUAACUGACCACACCAAUCCAAAUUUUCAGACCCUAAAGUGUCGUUGGAAGAACUGUGAUGCCUUCUUUACUUCUAGGAAAGGUUCCAAGCAGGAUGCGGUUGGACACAUUGAAAGACAUGCUGAGGAUGACAGCAGGAUUGAUUCAUGAAGCUUUUCACCUCCCACAUUGGGAAGUAAUUUUAUACAUCAGAAUUAUUCCAAAUAACACCCAUUUCUUACUCUAAUCUUUCCUUUUUUUCUUUUCCAACUUGGAAUGUAAAACGGGAGUGGGGCUCAAAGGCCUUGCUGCAGAGACUGCAGGUUGUAUUGCACUCUGUAGAAAUAAGGCUGGUCUAUUAAGACUUGGCCCAAAUGGAAGAUUACUGCAAGUUUUUAAUGCAUUGACAGAUAAGAAUAUUCCCCCCUCUUGUCUGCCUUGUUAUUUUGAAGAAGCAUAUUCUGAGAGUCUUUUGCAAGUCCAGAGGGGUGCUGAGAUUACAAUGAGUGCUGGUGUUUGCAAACUCACUUUAAAACCUGUUAAGUGUCUAAGACGUGUCUGUUUUUAUGUUGUAUCCAAUUUUUUAGCCAAUUUUAAUAAAAUUCUGCAAAUAGAAUAUCACAAAUUAUGAAAGUGUAACCUGAAUAUCCAGUGUACCUUUUGGCUUUCUUCAUAAAAAGAAAAGGUAUUUUAUGGAGAGCUGGAAUAAAUUAAUUUUUUUAAUGUUACUCUUAAUUUAUGCCUAUUUUUAUUCCUUGUCUAAAAAGUGCUAUAACUGGCACAAUACGUACAGACUGCCCUCAAAAAUUACACCUCCCGAGGUGUUUUUGGAGGAAGGCAGUCACUUCUUGAAGCGGUGUGCCAGUCGA